AUGCUCCCGGCGCCCCUGACCAAGCGGAACACCGACGUGUCGCCGGAGCGCUCCCUGAUCAGAGGUUCUCAACACAAGCGGAUGCAGUCCCUUCAACCUGGAUCGGUCCGGGACCUUAGUUUGCUCCUUGAAAGUGGUCAGCAAUCGAACCCUCCAUCCCCGACCAAGUCUCCCGAUCGAGCCGCCCGACCUUCUACUCCGGCCUCCAAAAGAAGAGAUAGCUUCUCGGACGCAAGAUCGGACAAGGAAGCCACUACCCCUUCGUCAGCCCCGAGUCUGACACCAAUCAUUCGUCCAACCGUCAAGAGGCAGCAGCAGAGCAUCCUUGGCGAAAACACACCACCUCAGUCUGCGACGAUGCUCGCGAUCCAGAACAUGCCGCUCCACGGCCCCAAGGAACCAGAUACCGCCCCGUCUAACCCGAAUAACGGCUCCACCGCUCUUGUCAAAUCACCCCAAUCCGUGGACGCCCUUUCCGGGCAAAUUCUCAGCCUCACGAGCAUCGCUACGGCUCUUCAAAAGGACAUGGCACAGCUGAGUCGACGAAGUCGGGACAAUGCCACCGACUUGCUUAGCCUCAAGGAAGCAACAAAAGCUAGAGACGAGGAUAUUCGCAAGAGCCUGCGCGAACUCAUCAACAAUGCCCACGACUCGACGACGAGGCCGUCCUCUCGCGAUCCGUUCGCCAGUGGCCUGUUUCUGGACACCAAGUCCCAUCAUACUUCUCCGCCCGCCUCCAAGACUUCCCGCCCCUUUUCGCUCCCCAGGAUUCCGUCCCCCAACAGCUUCGCAGCGUCAAUCGAUAGAGAUAGAGACAACAUCAGCACUCCGUCUCUCUGCAACUCGGAAUCUCCUGCUACAAUAGCGAUACUUGAUAAGAUUAUCAGGGACAUGGGAACGAAGGAGGGACACGAUCUUCUGCUAGCCCGUCUCACCGAUGUUGCCGAAAAGCUCGCCGGUGUCGCGCCAGCUUCCAAGGUGGACGAGCUGAUAAAUCUUGUCAAGAGCAGACCUGACGAUGCCAUUGUAUCGCGAGGGCACGGCGGCGGCGGCAGCGGGAAUCGACCUCGCCCGGCGGGUUUUGACGACGACGAAAACAGUACCGACUUCGACUUCGACCCCGGCUACUCUAGCCAACUGACCCACAGAUCUGAGCGGAUAAUGCACAAUGAGCCAGCCUCAAGGUCUGCUACAGCACCCACCAAUGCCUCUGAUCUGGUGAGCGAUGAGGUUCUGAAAAUUAUCCGCACCGUCAAGGACAGCGUCGCUCAAGGCGGUGGACUGACUGCGGAAGUCAAGGCUCUAGUCAGAGAACUUCGCGGCGAGGUGUUGGGAAUGGGACGAGAGAUCGGUAGAAAGUUGGACGAGGCCAACACGCAGGUCGCGUCUGCAGGGCCUCCAGCAACGAAUGACGAGAUGUCAAAGAUUGUUCACGAAGGUCUUGAACGAAUGCGGGAGCAUAUGGAUGAGGUACUACGGGAUCAUCGAAGGCAAUCCGCAAACUCGAUCUCCUCAAGAGACAGCGCUGUCGACUACCAGGAGAUCUACAACGCCAUGAGGGCUGCCCUACGAGACUCGCAGGCAUCACAACCAAAAGCCCCAGAAAUGAGCCGGGACGAUGUCGUCGACGCUGUCAGGGACGCCUGGGAGAACUACAAGCCCGAGGUCGAGAACCACGACCUUGGCCUUGGACGCGAAGAGAUCUUGGAAUAUCUCAAAGAGGGCCUUCAAGACUACGUCAAGAAGGACCAACACCCCAUUGGAGCAUCCAGAGACGAGGUGUUCCAGGCAGUGGUCGAGGGCCUCAAGCAUUUCGUGCCGCCGCGCGUGGAUACGCCAUCCAGCCUCUCUCGAGACGAGAUCCUUGAUGCAGUUCGCGAGUGCCUGGAAGAGUUCGAAUUCCCCGUCGCACCGUCAGCCUUUAAUCAGGAGCUGACGCGGGAAGACGUGAUCCACGCUGUCAAGGAAGGCCUCAACGAAUACGAUCUACCCACGACCGGCUCCCUGGUUCCACAUCAAACCAACAACGAUGAGAUCGCGUCAAGGUUGCAAGAAAUUCUCGACUACAUGCGCGGCGAGUUUCGAGCGGCAUCUCAGGAGGCAAAGCAAAGUGUUGCAGCCAGCGGGCGUGACACGGAACAGCUCUUGCAUGCUACAAAGGACGGCAUGGACAAGUUGCGGGCCGACAUGCAGGACUACAUGGGCCAUCUCGCAACCGGCGCAACGAACCAGGAUGAAAUCACACAGACAUUGCUAGGCACCUUGGACGCCUUCAGGGACGACAUGGCCGCUUUGGUUGAUCGCGUUUCGGACGAGUCCAGAUCGACGAUCGAGGGCCACAUGGAGUCUCUUCGAGACACUGUGAACUCCUCCAUGGUGCCUGUCACUCCCCAGAUCAACCAGAAGGAGAUCAUUGAAGCUGUACGAGAUGGUGUGGAUAGCGUGCGUGCUGAGCUGCGCCGCCCGUUCGCUGGCGUCACAGAAAUCUUGGACGCUCUGCACGAUGGCCUGGCAGAUCUGCGCAUCAGCAUCGACAAGGUUGGCAAUCGCCCGGCAGAUCUGACUGCCAACGACGAAAUCUUGGAUGCCCUCAAGUCCGGACUCGACAGUGUUCGCUCGGAUAUUGAUGGACUUCGAGACCAGCAGGGCCAAAACGACAAGGCACUGACUACAAUGAAUGACGGCGCGGUUGUCCCUGCAGACACACUGAGGCAAGACGACAUCAAGAAUCUUGAAGUCCUCAUUACACAACUUCGAAUCAAGAUUGAGGCGAUGGAGCCGUCCAAUGUCGAGUCGGUCUCCAAGGGUGACCUCGUGCAAAUGGAAAACCUACUUCAUUCCCUGCAGGAAUCCGCGUCCAAAGACGACAUUCUACGCCUUGAGGAUAUGCUCCGACUUGUCCAAGAAUCUGUAUCCAAAGACGACUCGACUAGGGUCGAAGCAGCCUUGCCCAGCGCCCAGGAAUCCGUUUCCAAAGACGAACUUGCACGUCUCGAGGAGGUGCUUCUUAGCAUCCAAGAUUCAGUCAAACCGAAGGAGGCGGCCAACCCGGCCAGUAUUGAAGCGGCGUCAAAAGAAGACGUCCAGGCUAUCGAGACCAUCCUGCGCAACACCAAAGGCCGACUUGACGACCUCAUCGACGGUGACCAGGCAGUGCGCAAAGAACACCUCGACAGCUUGGAAAACAUCAUUCUCGAGACGAGGGAAACAAUCACUCUCAUCACCACCCAGAUGGACACCGUCUCUCGAAGGGAAGAUCUGACGAGCGUCGAAUCUCUGAUUACACAGGUGGCUGCUGGCUUUGAAGAGAUGAAGGACAAUGCCUCAAAGCAGUUGGAAGACCCCGAGCGUGUUACCAAGACCGAUGUCGAAGCUGUCGAGGCUGUCUGCCUGGAUAUCAAAAACGUAUUCGACCAGAUGCUGAAGGCGGAUCUUGCGACGCUCGCCACGAAGGAGGAUCUCAAAAAGACGGAGACGGCGUUGGAAAAUCUAAAGGCUCCCGUAGAGGGCCUCAAGGGUCCCAUUGAUGAGCUGAAGAAUGAACUCAAGGCCCCUCUGGAGGAGCUGAAGGCUCCCUUGGAAGACCUGAAGGCCCCCUUGGAAGAGCUCAAAGCGCGACUCGAUGCCCUCACUGAUUCCCAAGUCAAGAGCAGCGAGGAGCGACAAGCCGAAAUCGUUGGCGUCGGUGAGAGGGUCUCCGAAGUCAAGACAUUCCUGGAGGAGUUCCAAAUCCUGGUGAAGAGCAGGCUAGAGGAUGGUGUAACUGGUGUUGAGACACUUGCCAAACUUCUCGAGGGUGUUUCAACCACGGUGGGCCAAAAUGCCAGUAUUGGCCAGGAGCUGAAAGAUUUGUCUGACACCAUGAAGAUGGAGUUCGAAGAAUCUAAGGCUGGCGUUGUCGGGGCCAAACUGGAAUCGGACGAGAAACUCCAGCAAACGACCGAAGCCCUAAGCACCAAAAUCGACGAGAAGAUCACGGAGCUGAUGACCAAAUACGACGAGUUCCAGGCUGCUCUCGAGGAUCGCGCCAAGGCAGGGGAGGCUCGAGACGCCGACACCGAAGCUGCCGUUCUGGGUACAAAGGCCGUCGCGGACGAUCUAAAGUCGCUCGUCGAUACGCUGGGCUCAGCCGUGACUGACUCGAUGGAAAAGAUGGAAGAGGCAUCCAAAACAGUGUUCAACAGGGUAGAGGACCUCAUGACGAAGUCUGAGGAAAACCAUACAGAGGGCAAAGCUGAGCAUCAGCAAACUCGCGAUCAUCUGAAGCAGGCUCUCGACGCUUUUGAGGGCCUUCAAGGACAAGUUGGCGAAUCGCAGCCACAGAUACUCGAGGCCGUCAAGAACAUCUUGCUUAUUGUUGGCCAACACUACGACUACGCUCAGACAUCAACAAACGACAUCCAGCAACGCAUCGAGGAAGCCAAGCCGCCCGAGCACGCCCUCCUUCCACCGCCUGAGAAGUACUACGACGACACUAUGGUGCUCGAAAAGCUGGACAAGUUGGUUGACCAUGCCAUGGCCCCUGUUGACAAGUACGAUGAUGCCACAGUCCAAGAGAAGCUGGACAAGAUCGUUGAACACGCACUGGUGCCCAUCGAAAAGUACGACGACACACUGGUCCAGGAAAAACUCGACAGGCUGGUCGAACAUGCCCUCGUGCCCGUUGAGAAGUACGAUGACGGCUUUGUCCAGGAGAAGCUUGACAAGCUUGUUGAACAUUCCCUGGUGCCGAUUGACAAGUAUGACGACGUUGUCGUCCAGGAGAAACUCGAUAAACUUGUCGAGCACGCAUCUCAACCGGUCGAGAAGUAUGACGACACAGCAGUACAUGAAAAGCUUGACAAGCUCGACAAGCUUGACACGGACAUGCAUGAGAAGCUCGCCAACGUCGAUACCGGUGUUCAUGACAAGCUCGACAAGCUUGACAUGGGCGUCCACGAGAAGCUUGAUAAACUCGAUUUGGGUGUAAAUGAGAAGCUUGACAAACUCGACAUGGGCGUGAACGAGAAACUUGAGAUGUACGAUCUGGGCUUGAAUGAGAAACUCGACAAACUUGACACAGGGAUGAACGGAAAGCUCGUUCAACUUGACACGGGCUUGAACGGCAAACUUGACCAACUCGUGGAGCACUCACUCCUCCCGGUCGAAAAAUACGACGACGCGCCAGUCCAUGAGAAGCUUGACAAGCUGGUCGAGCUUUCAUUGAUUCCUGUUGAAACAUACGAUGAUGCAGCCGUCCAUGGCAAGCUUGACGAACUUGUCGAUCGUGGCCACGCAGCGGAAAAGGCAUUUGCUCAACUAGAGACUCUCGAAAAGGUCCACCAACAGGUCAUCCAGACGGCCGCAGAUAUCUCGCUAUUUCUCUCCAGUCAGACAAAGAGAAUCGCGGAGGAGGAGGAAGACCGGGAGAAAACGUUGCAGGCGACCACCAUAGCCCUGGAGCGCCAGCUCGCUCUCAAGGAGCAGAUCCAGGAGAACAUGCUGGAUCUCAAGCAAGAAGAAGAGCGACUCAAGGCAUCCGUGCUCGGACUGCGAAAUGAGCAAGAGAGUCUCAUUAGGCAGAAGACAAGACUGACAGCCGAUGUGUCGUCUCUCGAGACGGCCUUACAUCUGCGCCGCGAGGAGCUGCACGACAUGGAAACUCGCGCGGAAGGGUUGGAGCGCCGCAUCUUGGAGGGUGUGAUGGAUCAUUCUCGCGUCCUACUGAUGUCAAAGGCAACCAAGGGGCGCGACGCUAUGAGUCGAAAGCGUGUCCAGGCCCAGAAGCCAAGCCAAGAGUCCGGUGCCCCUGAAAAGACGUCGUCGCCGGCUGUCAACCUAGCUCUGUCUGCCAAGCGCAACCUAAAGCCACCGGCGCAGACGGGUACCGCUCGUCGCAUCCUGUCGCUCAGUCAGAUCACAAACAAUGUGCCAACUGGAGGUGUUCAGCGCAGCCAGAGUGUGAGAACUGCCGGUGCUGGGGGUAAAGGUCUCCGAAAGUCAAGCUGGGGUGGCGGCUUCGCCAAGGUCUACGGGGAUCUGGACAAGGAGAACCUGACGUUGAGGGAGACGGAGGAGGAAAAUCUGCCCAGUCCCGCACCUGUCGGAGAUGCCAUCCUCGUCACCGAGACCCAGGUGAGCAGCGACGAUACUAGCGAUACCGAGACUCUCCGUCGAAGCAGUCGAGGCACUACCGUCGUCACAGAGAGCACCGGGGAUGACCACGGUGACGGAGACUACUCGGAUUAUUAUGACGACAUUCAAAGUGACCUGCAGAGCGAUCUGCAGAGUGACUGGACGGAGAGCGUCGUAAGCUCGAACCUCAGCCAGGAGACACCUGCAAAUGAGGUCAUGGUGCUCGAAAACUGA
Molecule: messenger RNA, 6348 nt
Organism: Colletotrichum karsti
Lineage: Eukaryota; Fungi; Ascomycota; Sordariomycetes; Glomerellales; Glomerellaceae
Product: Chromosome segregation atpase
Exons: 1
Coding region: 1-6348 (2115 amino acids)
Source: RefSeq, a predicted model, not a curated record